AUGAUUUCUAGAAGUAUGAUGUUCAUGCGUAUGCAAAGAAGCAUGGCCAGAGGAAGCAGAGCCUUCUGAUCCACAGACAAGAAGAAAGUCGACUUUGGGUAUGAAAAUGUAGAUUUUGAUGAGAAAGAAGGCAAAGUAAAAGAAGUCUUCCAUAAAGUAGCAAAUAAUUAUGAUAUAAUGAAUGAUGUAACAAGUCUUGGCAUUCAUAGGCUAUGGAAGAACUAUUUUGUCAGCCAAAUUGGCCCUAUGAGGAGAAAAGUUGUGUAUAAUGCAAACGGAGAGCCGACUGAUAAGUAUGAGCCAAUGAAAAUACUUGAUGUUGCAGGAGGUACAGGAGAUAUCGCAUUUUUGAUUCAUGAAGAAGUUAAGAGUCAAAGACAAACCAGUGUUAACGCUGAAGCUGAGAUUACUAUCUCUGAUAUAAACUCUUCAAUGCUUGGAGUUGGAAAGGAUAGAGCCAAGGAAAGAGGGUAUACCAACUUCAAUUGGCUUGAAGCAAAUGCGGAGUCUAUUCCAUCACUUGAAGAUAACACAUUUGAUCUUUACACAAUCUCUUUUGGGAUUAGAAACGUGACUGAUCGUCUGAAAGCCUUAAAAGAAGCUCACAGGAUCCUUAAAAGAGGAGGAAGAUUUAUGUGUCUCGAAUUCUCGGAGGUAAAAAUCCCAAUUUGGAAAGAAAUGUAUGAUGUUUAUUCUAUGAAUAUCAUUCCUUUAAUGGGGCAGAUCAUCUCUAAUGAUAGUGCGAGUUAUCAAUAUUUAGCAGAAAGUAUCCGUAAGUUCCCAAACCAAAUGGAGUUUGCUUCCUUAAUUAAGGAUGCUGGGUUCAAGCAUGUAACCUAUGAGAACCUCUCUGGUGGGAUCUGUGCAAUUCAUUCAGGAUAUAAAUUAUAAGAUUUAGUAUUUAAGGAGGUCCAUGC
Molecule: messenger RNA, 917 nt
Organism: Moneuplotes crassus
Lineage: Eukaryota; Ciliophora; Spirotrichea; Euplotida; Euplotidae
Source: the annotation of a GenBank genome assembly